UAGCGAAUCAGCCCGCAGUCCAAGAAGACAGGCGCGUCACGCGACAGUCUCCGCCGCCGACCAAUCAGAGAGCAGCUGCUUUUUUUAAACGUAGUUUGUGCAGCGGAGCCUGGUGAUCGGCGGACAUAACCGAUCCUGAGCUGCCCGUCAGGAUGGCACAGGGCGGAGACGAGUGGGAGCUCUGUAAGGAGAAUGUGCAGCCUCUCCGCCAGGGACGGGCGAUGUCCACUCUGCAGGAAGUGCUCUGCCAGCAAGACAGCGCCAACCAUCAUGCCAUCCAGCAGAAGAAGCAGGCCUUUGAAUUGGAGCUUCGCUUCUACACUGGAGACGACCCUCUGGAUGUGUGGGACAGGUACAUAAAAUGGGCAGAACAAGCGUUUCCUCAGGGCGGUAAAGACAGUAACCUGUCCCCACUGCUGGAGAGAGCCGUCAAGAUAUUCCACCAGGAGCAGAAGUAUUAUGCCGAUCUGCGCUAUCUCAACAUUUGCCUAAAGUUUGCGCGCUUCUGCACCGAGCCGGUCGACUUGUACAGCUAUUUAUACAGCCAAGGGAUCGGCGUUCAGCACGCACAACUCUAUAUCACGUGGGCAGAAGAAUACGAAGCCAGGGACAACUACAAGAAAGCGGAUUCCAUAUUCCAGGACGGCAUCCAGCACCGAGCGGAACCUCUAGAGAAGCUUGAAACUCAUCACAAACAAUUCCAAGCGCGAGUCUCUCGCCAGGUGAUACUAGGAGUUGGCGAGGCGGCUGAUGAAGAGGAUCCUGAAGUCGCCGAUCCUCAGCGCAGUUCCCUGGUAGCCUUAAAAGCCAAAGGAAAGAAUAAAGCCAGAGCCCCAGUGAACCGCGUGGGAGAUGCAGUUAAAUCUCGUAGCCAUGGUGUUCUGAGUGCUCCUCCUCCGCAGCAAAUUCCCAGCCGCGUUGGUUUUGCUGUAUUUGAUGAGAAUUCGGGAGUGCCGGGGUCGGGUGCCACAGCGCCGGUAACGGUGCAACCCUGGGCUGCCUUACCGCCAGCACGAGCCAAAGAAAAUGAACAGAAGGCAGGAACAUGGAACUCUAAGAGGCCAUCCCGAAGCAGUCACCACACCUCAGGCAGCGAGCCUUCUCAGAGCUUCCCCAGCUUUACUCCCUAUGUGGAGGAAAUGGCCCAGCAACAAACAGUAACCCCUUGCAAAAUUAAUCCUUCAAUCAGCAACGUCCUGAGUUCUCGUAAGCCCGGGAAGGAAGAGGAUCCACUGCAACGGCUGCAGAGCAGUUCACAAGGCAAAGAGGAAAUGGUCAUGUACUGUAAGAACAAAGUCUACGCCGGUGUGGAGGAAUUCUCCAUAGAGGAGAUCCGGGCCGAAAUUUAUAUGGCAAAGAUCCGCAAGAAGAGAGAAGAAGAACUCAAAGCCUUCAAUCUUCGUAGACUAGAGAUGGAGAAGCAGAUUGAAGAAAUGGAGAAAAAGCUUAAAGGAAAUUGUCUUAGUAGUCAAGAGACAGACAAGGACCAGCCUGAAGAGUCCAGACAUCUGGCUCCUAAAAACACAGAGGUGGAAGGCGCAUGUGUGGACAGUACGGUUACUGCUUCUGCAAUCCCAAGCACUGGGAUCCUAUUGGGGGCUCAAGACAAUUCUGGCUCUACGGAGUCUUGUCCAGCGCUCUCCUCUUCUUUGCCAUUCACUAUAUUUGAUGAGACCUGCGAAACACAGCCGGACGUUGGCGCUCAGAAUGGCAUGCAUCCUCCCAUACGUCGCCCAAUGGCACCGGUUUCAAGAGCCCUUGAUAAACAAGAUGCCCCACUUACUGACACCCUGGAUGAUAUUGAACACCUAAGUGAAGACGCCAUUGUGACCGGCUCAAACAGAAACAAAACUUUAUUCGCGGACACAGAAGACACAUGUGACUUCAUGAGGGCGGCACAGUUGGCGUCCACCCCCUUCCAGAAGAACAAGGAUAACCAGGAAGGAGGUGAUACCUCCGGCCUGGAGAGGGUGCCCCUUAGAGAGAAGACCCCUGUGUGUGAGAAGUCCUACAGACAAGUGGUGUGCCCCAAAGAGCUGAGUCCCAUUUUAGAAGCCAGCCAAGAAGACACCCGCUCCUCGAUGUCUUCUGUGUCCUCUGUCUCUGCAGGUUCGGCUAGCUUGUUUGCCUCAAAGACUCUGAUCAUCAAGGGGAACCUCGAUCUUGUGUCCCAGAUGUCCGGAGUGUAUGAGCAAGCUUUGGAAGAGGCCACCGGAUUAGACUGCACGAAAUUGCAAAGCAACAUGCUGGAGGCAAUGCCUGAACUAUUGGCAUCGGAAGUGAUCAUUCGGGAGGCCGGGCAGAUGCCAGCCCUGGGUCAGGAGAAGGUGCCGCUGGGUAAUGAAUCCUACCAUCUUAAAAACGAGAUUAUUCUGGGGGAAAGCAACAAAUUGUAUUUGGGGGCCCAAGCGGAUUGUGAGAUGGAAGAUAUGAAAGGCGUGGCAUUAAAGGUGGAUUUGAAACCUCUUCCCUGGGAUUUCUACAUUGUACAGCAGCUGAAGGAGAGACUCGGUGAAGCCUUUCAGACCCAUUUUGUAGAACAGAGUAACUGCUACCUCUUCCAAGAUGGCUGCAUUACACUUUACAGAGACGUCUGUCCCUUCAGUGUCCAAGACAUAAUUCAGGACCCGGAGAUGGUGGUGGAGCAAGUUACUAUCCUGUUCGCCUACAACCUAUUGAGUCUUGUGGAGAAGCUGCACACGGCAGAGAUAGUCCAUGGAGACCUGAGGCCGGAGACUCUACUGCUGGAUACUGGGAUCUUCGAUCUCUCCUCCUGCACCGAGAUGAACAAUUGUUUGAAGCUGAUCGACUUCUCCCACAGCGUGGACAUGAGACUCUGCCCCACAUUGACUGCUAAAGCUUUUCCGGUAGCACAGACAAAACAUGGACAGCAGAUUUUAAGCCCCCAAGCCUCCCCCUACCAGGUGGACAUUCUCGGUAUUGCUGAUGUGGUUCAUUUGAUGAUCUUCAAGAAACCCCUUCAUAUUCAGCAAGAAGAUUCUUUGUGGAAAAUCACGAAAGAGAUUCCAAGGUUCUGCAAUGGAAGUCUAUGGAACACUUUCUUCUCAAAGAUCCUGAACACGACCCACGAGUCCUCGGCAGAAGUACUGAAAGAGCUGAAAGACAAGAUGGCCGAAUUUUUUGACAGCUGUUUCCAGGACGAAGUUUGCACCUACUUCAUCCAGUUGGAAAUGCGGCUUAACCCUUUGUGAUUAUGUCACGCAAACGUUCUUGUCUUUUAUAUGUGUCCUGCUGCUCCUGGGCCUAUUCCCUUUAUCUUCUCGCGUCCAUCCUCUUGUUUAUAUGUUGUAUAGAAUAGAUAUUUAUGCCUCCUUUAUACAUUUUUCUGUACAUUUAAUACAGAGAUUUCUAGUAAACAGUU
Molecule: messenger RNA, 3382 nt
Organism: Hyla sarda
Lineage: Eukaryota; Metazoa; Chordata; Amphibia; Anura; Hylidae
Gene: BUB1B
Product: BUB1 mitotic checkpoint serine/threonine kinase B
Exons: 23
Coding region: 153-3212 (1019 amino acids)
Biological process (GO): mitotic spindle assembly checkpoint signaling; meiotic sister chromatid cohesion, centromeric; protein phosphorylation
Molecular function (GO): protein kinase activity; ATP binding
Source: RefSeq, a predicted model, not a curated record